UCCUGAAGAAGCCAGGCAAAAACGUAUCGAGCUUGACGCGCAAGUUCGAAGAAAACAUCGUGAGCAGCUUAUUACUGCUAAGCGGAUCAAACAUAAUUUGGAUGCUUACCAAGACGAUGAUGCUGAGGUUUUACGUGUUAAAAAUAUUUUACACAUUGCAGAAUCCGAAUUUGAUUUGACUUUUCAAGACAUUGAAAAGUUGAAAUCUGGCUUAAAUGAUUCAGAUCGUGAAUCACGCCUUUCUAGUCUUAAAGACUUGAGCACAUACCUUGCGGAUCCUCCAGAUACUUUGAAUCAUUUCGUUGUAAAUGAUAAUUGCAUCGAUAUUUUGAUAGUAUGUUUUUUAAUUACUUUUCGUUUAACUGCUUUAUCGUUACAAGAUCAAGCAGCUUGGGCAAUUGGCAAUCUCGCAGCGGAAGCCCCUGAAUGUCGAGAUUUACUUCGUGCAAACGACGUUUUGGUUCCUUUGAUUGAAUUGCUUAACUCCAAGACUACAUGUUUUGCUCUUUCCAAUCUUGCUCGUGGGCCAAAUGCAAAUUUGGAUGAAUUUUUCUCUGCGGGCAUAACUCAGCAUCUUUUGUUUUACCUAGAAGCUGAGGAACGUAUGCGGCCUUUCAAUCAUGGUCCUCUAGCGCUUCCAUUGAUUCGUACACUUGGUAACAUUGCCAGUGGACCGGAUGACAAUACUGACAUUUUGAUUCAGCAGCCAGAUUUUUUACCUGUUAUGCUCGAAUAUAUUCAAAGUGACUGCAGUCGUCGUCCAGAAGUUUUGAUCAAAGUAUUUAAUACUGGAUUUAUUCCAAUUCUCUCAACUAUUGCGACACAUACCAAUUUUGAUAUUCGUAAGGAGGCCGCAUAUAGUUUGCUAAAUAUUGCUUCACAUGGAGAAGAAUAUAUGAGAUCGUUACCUCAUCAGGAUCUUUUACCAGAAUUCGUUCGUUCUCAAGAUAUCGAUCUGAUACGUUUGGGAUUAGGAUACAUUGAAUUGCUAUUAACUCAAGUACAAAAUGGCCAACAACUCAUGGAGCAAAUGCAGGGAAUUGAUGCGUUGGAGUCAGUUACAUUGCUAGAAGAGCCGUCACUGCGUGACACAUCUACUCGCUUAAUGGAUAAAUAUUUUGGAGAAGAUUUUUAUUCUAAUAUCAAUGAAGUCCAGCUAGUUGAAUAA
This is a messenger RNA of Racocetra fulgida, 1168 nucleotides long. NCBI's taxonomy places the organism in Eukaryota, Fungi, Glomeromycota, Glomeromycetes, Diversisporales, Gigasporaceae. The record is from the annotation of a GenBank genome assembly.